GUCGCAGUGUUUUGAGCCAUGGUCAUGGCCAUGCUUCAAACGGGAUUGUCAUGCAGGGUCUGGUUUCCAGAUGCCGUCAUGGAAGCUGGUGACAAGUUGCGAGAGGCCUUGGAAGGUCGAAACGCAGCCAACAUCGACCAUCUGCGGAGGACGCACCCUGCAGCGAAAUUUACUGUGAAGGGUCAGCCGUCAACGGCACUUUCUCCCUGGCGUCGGCUUCAUGUUGUCAUCACAUGUCCCGAGCCGAAGAUACUCGCAAAGGCUGAAGCUGACGUGCUUGAUUUGUGUGAGACAGCCUGCGAUGUUGCGGCGGAUUUUCUGGGCCUUUCUGACGAUCAGGUUCAAGAUGUGUUCGAAGGAAUCAGGGUGGAAAGACAAGAGGUGCCUCUGAGGACUGAAGACCUUCCUGCUGAAGUGCCACAAGACCUGAAUUUCUUGUGGCAAACGGGUUUGGAUUCUCAGGCACCGCCUGGGCCCGCUUGGCCGACUGAGCCAAAGUCGAGCUCGAGCUCGCCUGGCAUGCCAGAGGUCCUAAGAGGUACCACGCCAAAGUCGUCCAUGCCAAAGUCGCCCUUCAUUCGAGAUCCCAAUGCUCCCCCUCCUGGCAGUGCGAGUACUGGUACCCCCAGUGCUCCCAGUGGCCCCAGCGGCCAAAGUGGCCCCAGCACGGCUCGCAAAGCUGGCGUGCCAGCUGCCUUCGCAGGGCGGUCAGUGCCUACAGCGGUUCCUAUGACUUUAAAUUCAAGGCAGAAGAUACCAAUGGGAUCUGCGAUGGGGUCACAGAUGAUACCUCCUUUGCCUUCGAUGAUGUCGAUGAUGCCACCCCCACCCAUGGUGCCAAUGACAGGAACACCCAUGACCCCGGGUAUGCAGAUGCCACCCAUGCCCCCCUUUCCCAUGCCUGCAGCAUCACAGCCAGCAGUGACUCCCCCGGGACUUCUGCCAUUGUUGUCCUCUCCAGCGCCAACGACACCGGCUGCAACGCCUGCAACGCCGGCAACGCCUGCAGCUGCUUCCGCUCCUGUGCGCUCCAGCAAGAGGCCACACACAAUCGAUCAGCACUUAGAGGUGGCCAGACUGGCCCAAGCAUGGCUCAAUCAAGGAGCCAAGCAACCAGAGAAAGCGGAAAAGAAGAAGAAACGAAAAGUGGAGGUGGACCCAUACCUGCCUCCGAAGGCUGAAGACAAUCCUUACUUGGUGAUGCUCGCCGAGGCGGAAGCCGAAGAUGCUGCGGAAAGGGUGCAGCCAAUCAGGGUGACCAAGCGAACUGAGGCUAUGCCACCUCCCAGUAGCACAGUUGCUCACAAGCGGAAAGCUGAUCCAUCCGAUCUGUCAGGACAGCCAUCAAAGGCCAGUCCGGCUGAUGCACAAGAAAAGGCCCAGCCAGUGAGGUCAGAUUCUGAGACAUCAUCGGAGUCGGAGGGUGAAGAGUCCGAAGAUGGCGAAGAUGAUGAGAUUGAGGAGGUUCCAACUGAAGGGGAGGCUGAUGGCGGCGCUCGCAAACUGGAACUCUUCAAGCUGGGAGCAAAAUGCUGCAGUGUGCUGGCACAGUUUGUGGGUGGUCGAAAGGCUUUGCUGCGCCCAAGGCUAGAUAUUGAUCAGCGCGUUCGGCUAGAACAUUGCCGAAAGCACUUGCAAUGGGCUGGCGAUCUCACGACAAUAUGGCACUUUGCAUUGUCAGACUUGAGUGAGGAGGUGGCCUGGACUACUUUGUGCACUUAUUUUGUUUCCCGCCAGCGAGUGGGGCUAGCAGAGCUCAAGGGAGGUGUGGUCUACAUAGUUCCUCCGGAUGAUUCUUUUAUUUCGGAGCUUGGUCUGCCUGCUUCAGUGAAGAGCUUGAAGGGAAGCUUAUUAGGACUUCAGGUUCCAAUUUACGAGCAAGAAGGUGAGCAAGGUGAACAAGGUGAGCAAGGUGAACAAGGUGACCUAGCCGAGCAGCCUGAGGCACAGCGGCAAGCUGUAGCUGAAGCAGCUCCUGCAGCUAAAGCAGCGCUCAGUGAGGCAGAGGGGAAGCAACAAGAAACCUCUGAGGCACCUGAGGAUGCCGUCAAAGAAAAUAAGGAUGCUGCAGAGAUAGCAGGGAAAAAAGACGGUGCAGAGGAAAAGGAGGAGGACGAAAACAAGGAAAUGAAGGAGGUGGAGAACACAAGGGAAGAAAAGGCAGCAAGGGAGGAAAUCGAGAAGGAAAAACCGGAAACGGAGGAGGACAAGACGGGGAAGGAGGUGCAGGGUGAGACGAAUGAGAACGAUGAACAGUCGCAGCAGCCUGGAAAGGAUAAGGCUGAAGAAGAGGGGACUGAUGAACCAAGACAUUCAGAAUGAAGUCUCGUGACAAGGAGCGACUUUACACUGAAGCAUCCUGCAAAAUUGCAGCUUUCAGCGUGUGCUUUGAGAUGCCAGCGUAGCAAGAGCUC
Messenger RNA from Cladocopium goreaui, 2414 nucleotides. The record is from the annotation of a GenBank genome assembly. NCBI's taxonomy places the organism in Eukaryota, Dinophyceae, Suessiales, Symbiodiniaceae.